AUGGACUCUGACGACGAGGAGUUAAAAGAUCCAUUAAGUUCCAGUUGUUUUGCAGAAAUGAGGUUGGAAAAGGGUGAAUUAGAUGAUGAUGAACUGACCAGUUUGUCAUGGUUACAGGAAACGGAUUUACUAAAAAGUUUAUCUGUUGAUGAACAGGGUGAAGAUGGACAAAAGGAAAACGAGGCAUUUCCUAAAGUUGAGGGUGGACUAUUACCUCAAACGCACCCACCACAUAUACCAUACAACCCUCAAAAACAUAUAAAUAGUAAACCUCCAUAUUCAUUUAGUUGUCUUAUAUUCAUGGCAGUAGAGGACUCUCCAAUGAAACGACUUCCAGUGAAAGAUAUUUAUAAUUGGAUUUUAUCUCAUUUCCCAUACUUCCAAAAUGCUCCAACAGGGUGGAAAAACUCAGUCCGACAUAACCUAUCAUUAAAUAAGUGCUUCAAAAAGGUUGAUAAAGAAAAGGGUCAGACAAUUGGUAAAGGUUCAUUAUGGUGUAUAGAUCCAGAUUAUAGACCCAAUUUACUACAAGCAUUACGUAAAACACCCUAUCACCCUUAUCAUCAAUUACAGAUGAUGUCAGCUCCCACUACUGUGUCAUUUACAGGGCUUCCAGGUUAUGGGUAG
Lottia gigantea (owl limpet) is the source of this 627-nucleotide messenger RNA. RefSeq lists its product as hypothetical. Gene Ontology annotation, cellular component: nucleus. Gene Ontology annotation, biological process: regulation of DNA-templated transcription. Gene Ontology annotation, molecular function: cis-regulatory region sequence-specific DNA binding; DNA-binding transcription factor activity. The transcript is spliced from 2 exons. The coding region runs from base 1 to 627 and encodes 208 amino acids. The record is from RefSeq and is a predicted model, not a curated record. Lineage: Eukaryota; Metazoa; Mollusca; Gastropoda; Lottiidae.